Molecule: messenger RNA, 3306 nt
Organism: Lingula anatina
Lineage: Eukaryota; Metazoa; Brachiopoda; Lingulata; Lingulida; Lingulidae
Product: neurochondrin
Biological process (GO): regulation of neuronal synaptic plasticity; neuron projection development
Cellular component (GO): dendrite
Source: RefSeq, a predicted model, not a curated record
GUCAGAGGUUAUUGUCGUACGUACAGCGUGGUGUAGGUAAAUGAACAUAGAAAUGAGAGAGAAAGCACGUGUAUAAUAUACGAUCUGUGGUACUGAGAUGGCAAAUCCGACUCUCAAAAGAUGCCUUCACAUGCUGAAAUCGGCAAAAUCGGACAAUGACAGGUUUGCUGCUCUUUUAAUGGUUACUAAAGUGGUCCGUGCUGAGGAAUGUGGUCCUGAUGACAGACACCAGCUCUUUGAGGCCGUGGGUUUCAAGUUUAUAAACAGGCUUCUAAAAACAAAGAAAUGUCCAGAAGAUUGCCCUGAGAAAAUGUUCAAGUCCCUGGGAGUGACAGUGCUAUCAUGUUUCUGCACAGAUCCCGCAAUGGUAACUCAUCCUCAGAUGUUGGUCAAUUUACCAGUUUUCUGUGAUCUGAUAUGUGUGUCAGAACCUGAAGAUGAAACUGAUAAGGGCAUUGUAGACAGUUGUUAUGAGUGCUUAACUGCCAUUGUGUUGACACCAGAGGGCAGAAGUAUAACUGGACAAGGCGAAACGGUUCCCAAGUUGUGCAGUGCAAUUGUAAAUGGCUGUUAUGGUGCUGAGAAGGCCUUUAACAUCCUCCUGAAUCUUCUGCACCAUGAUGGCUACAGGGUUUGGCAAAGGAACAUGGACAGUAUGAUGCAACUUCUGGAACACUCAGUCAAGGAAUUUGUCAGGGAAAAGGACAGUAAGAAGUUUGAAUGGUGUGAACAUUUAUAUGCAUUGGUGUCUACUUCAGGAAAGGGUACUUUAAACUCUGGAAAAUGGAGUGCAGCCAUUUUGGAAGAGUUAUCAAACAUUUUGCAGAGUAAGAUUGGUCAGCCUCAGAGAGAACCAGCAUUAAAGUUGUCCUCUGUGAUGGUAGACACUCUUGGAGUUCCUUGGGCUCUACAGCUUUCGCAGAGAGAGCGUGGAAGAAAAUUUCUUCUAGUCUUGAUCCAUCUUAUCUGCAUAGAGGUUAGAAUGGGAUUAGAAAACCAGAGCUUAGAAAAGGUUGAAGAAAAAUCAGAGCUUCUUACCUAUUGUUACAUGCUACUAGAGCAUAUUAUCAGUUAUAUGAUAGAGGGUCCUUCAUUAGAGUGGGAGGAGACCCAGAUCAAACAGGUGCACUCUGCCCUUGUGGGGGCCUUCAAUGCAGUUAUAUUCUACAUUCAAGAGAUGUCUUCUCAAGGAAUAGAUAAGCCAGCUGUGCCAUUGGUAUAUGCCUCAGUGAGAGUGCUGGGGGCCUGGUUGGCGGAGGAGACCUCUGCACUGAGGAAGGAUGUCUACAACUUACUGCCUUAUUUGAUAACUGUCAGUUGGCAGUCUUUUAAUAUAAUUAAAGAUCAAUCAGCACGAAUGAAGACAUUUAGUAAUCAUGGCAUCAAAAACAACACAGAAGGUUCUAGCAAGGCAAACAUUACAGACAGUGAAAAUACCAGUAGUGUUGAAGAACCAAUGGAAGUGGAAUCUCCGGAAUUGCAGGACUCCAAGACAUCUCAAAAAUCAGAACUAACAGAUACAUGUAGCCUGCAGCCUUACAAUAGCACAUGCUCUUUCUCAGAAAAUAUUGACUUGUUGAGAUUUUUAUUGCCAUGUUUAUGUCAUUUGACUGCAGAGGAUGAUCCUAGAAAAAUGAUUAUAGACCAUGAUGGACAUGUUCUGUUAGCAGAAUAUCUGAAUUUCCAGUGGACAAAGUUUAUUUCUGGGACUGACAGAGAUGCAGAGGUAGCACUGGCCACUCUUUGUGGAAUAUUCCUCAAUAUUACAGUGACGGAGCCCAUAUUAGCAACUGAACAUUCUGUCUUUAGAGAAAUUUCACAAUUCAUUGUAACCAACUUGCCAACACUUGUGUCUGAACACAAGAAGUAUGUAGUUCUCAUGGCUAAUGUUGAUGUUCUUGGACUUAUGCUGCUCAAACAUCAGGCAAAGCUCACAGAUCAGCAGGAGUCAGAAUUGAAAAAAUUCUUCACUGCAUCUUUGAAACUUCUGGGCAGCUCACACACACAUAAAGGAACCAAAGGGGGAAAGUAUGUGAUGAUGCUGAGUCAAGAUUUUAUGAAGGAUUGGGAUCAAAUAUCAGAGCUGUGGUUUCUAGGAAUGCAAGUGCUGGGAGCCUGUCUUUCACUGUAUCCAUGGUUACCUGGUGUGGUUGUAAACAGUGGGUGGCUGCAAUCUGUGAUGAAUCUUUUAUCCAGUUGUCAAGGUCAUGACCAUGAGGUGGUGAUGGCCUAUGGAUCUUUCCUCACUGAACUGGUGAGAGUAGACCACAAAACCAGGGACUCUAUUCUGGGACUGAAUGGUGAAGAAGUGGCGAGAAAAUAUGGCAUGGUGGACCUGGCAGACGUUCUUAAGUCUUGAACCAGUGAUAGGGGCAUGGAUGGCUAUUUAACUAUGUAAAAGCAUCAACAGAAGUGCCAAGCAUCUAUUCACUGAUUAAGAUAAAAUAAUCGCAGGUAGCAGUGCUUCUUCAUGGAUGCGUUUGGUGUCUUGAGAACUGGUGACACCUUCAGAGAGACAUUGCCUUUUAGCCCAGUAGUUAAGCAUACUGUCAGUGACUGCAAUACAGGCAUUUCUUGAGGUAUGCAGUUUACUCACUCAUGUGUCAUGGUUUUGCUAUAGCCAUUUCCUCUGACAACAUUGUGCAAAUGCGUACCAAAAAUGUCUGAGGCAAUCAUAAUCACGAUGUGCUCGUUCUAUGGUCUGGUGAAGUGGAGGGACUGCAUGUGCGUCAUUUCCGUUCAAAUUGGCCGGAUUCUAGCAGACGACCAGAUGCACAGUUCACAACAGCAGCAGCAGCAGAGUGAACUCUUGGCUUGUAACUAGUUCUUUGUCCUAUUUGAAUGACAUUUAGAAUUUACGUGAGCAGAGAUGUUAGGAUCUAUGCCUGGAAGGUGAAGGCAGGGGAGGCAGUUGUGCCCCAGUUGUGUGGCAGUUUGAGGUUUCUGAAAAGUAUUUUUAAUCCAAACAAAAUGUUAGCCUUUUCUUGCUCCCAGGCCAUCAAGUCUCUUAUUUUUUCUUCAGUAAGCACCUAGACUAGGCGUUAUAGAUAGGUCUUCAAUAGCUGCCUCCCCCCCCCAUUAUUCGAUAUAUAACUUUUCUUAGGUCUGCAAAACAACAUAUUAACCUUAGAGAAAGUCUAUAAUUGUACAUUGUGGAUUGACCCCAGAUUACAAAACGAAAAGAGCCUGUACAAUUUGUAAUUAAAAUGUCACUUCGUCAUGUAUAACAUGUUUGGAAUAAAAAUGAACUAGCAGGUUUAGAUGUGAUUUUUUAAACAGACUUAAGCGUGAGAGAAAGAGAGAGAG